ACUUCUCUAAAGCACCACGUUGAUUCUGCUUCCAGCAAUGAUUUGCUUGGUGUGAAAACAGUUGAAUGAACAGCAAUUUAUGGCAGUUGCAGUCCAAUAAAAGUCAAUACAAGCACAGUGGACUGCAUAAUGAAAGUUCAAACUGUGGGAGUGGAAAAUAGAUCCAAGCCAUGUGUGGGCAAUUAACAAAAGAGUCAGCUAAGCAUCUAGAUUCAAAACACGGGGCACUGCACACUCUUUGGUGGGAGAGAGCUCCCAGCAAAGUUAAAAACACUAUUAGAGUUAACCAGCAGCAUAGUGUGGAAUACAAGUUGUUAAACACUUUUGCAGAUCCUGUUUAGUCUGCUUUAUAGGUCUUGCCCCCGCUCUCUACCCCUCUAGCAAAGCACAGGCCACACACUGUUGAGUAAGUUUUAAGAGUUUUACUUACUAAAUCAAAAGCUCUUGUUCAUGCGUUAUUCCAUGCAGCAACAUGGAGAACACAGGUAGAUUAUUAUUGGGUGUGAAAUACACAAUAUAGUUCAACUAUGCAGUCUGAAUCAUUGUAUCAUAAAUUGUAGAGUUGGAAGGGGCUCCAAGGGUCAGCUAGUCCAACCUCCUGAACUCCACCUGCUCUGUGCCUGUGUGAUCAGGGUCCUCACAUUUUGGAGAGUCUAUUCAGAGCUACCGGUAUGUCCAAAUGUGUGGCAGUUAAGAGUAAAAGCACCUGGAAGCACCCUUAGGCUAAGUCAGGGGUCAGCAAACUUUUUCAGCAGGGGGCCGGUCCACUGUCCCUCAGACCUUGUGGAGGGCCAGACGAUAUUUUGAAAAAAAAUAAAUGAACGAAUUCCUAUGCCCCACAAAUAACCCAGAGAUGCAUUUUAAAUAAAAGCACACAUUCUACUCAUGUAAAACCAUGCUGAUUCCCAGACUGUCCGUGGGCUGGACUGUAAAGGUGAUUGGGCUGGAUCCGGCCCCCGGGCCUUAGUUUGCCUACCCAUGGGCUAAGUGUUUUCAGGAUAAAGUCCCUUCUAUGAUUGGAUUGAAGACUUACCGUAUAUACAAACUUGCAACAUAUGAACAACUUGCAUAUAAAUGCAUACUUGCCAUGGACAAAAUCACUGAUAUAUGGAAUCCAUUCAUACAAAUACUGUAAUAGGUUAAGAUCUGGUGAAGUACAAUAACAACCUUGUAAAAUACACAGUUUUGGUUUUCCCUUCCCUCCUUUAUUUCCCCUUCUACACGGGUUCUGUUUCUCUUUCUCUUUUUCUCUGUUUUAUUUACCUCUCACCAUGUUUAGUGCCCAUAUAAUUAUGUGCUUUUUGCACUUUCAAUAAGGAUUUUUUAUAUAUAUAAAAAGACAGGAUAAAGUCCCAGCGAGUCAAGCUGCAUUGUCUCCAGCUGAGGCUCAUUGCUCUUAUUCCUUCUCUACAGCUGCCAGGGGAGGCAAGACUGCUUGGAACUUAAGGCAGCUGUGAAGGGGCUGGGUCUGCAGCAUUUAAAGCCUUCCUCUCCUGCCCUGGUCCUCUUUGGGGCACAGUGGGUGGUGGUUUAAUUUUGCAGUCAGAAUGGGGCUGUUAGCUUCUGUUAGCGGUGUGCUGUUGUGUGUAGUAAUUGGUGUGGUGGACAUCGCAGGCCCUUGGGAGUUGUCUGGGGAUGAUCUAGUUUGGAGAUCUCCUUCCAGGACUGUCCCUCCAGUGGGACAGCCUCGUGGCUCAGUCUUGUCUCAGUCUUCACCAUGGGCUUGGAUGGACGUUCCCCAGCUGAGGGCUUUAUCCCUCCUGACUCCCGUGACUGUGCAUUGCAUGGAGGCUCAGGUAGUCGUAACUGUGAACAGGGACCUGUUUGGGAUGGGGAGGCUCAUCCAAGCUUCGGACCUGAUCCUGGGCUCUCUUGGUUGCCCAUACACCUCCCUCGACAAUGCAGAGAAUUUGGUGGUCUUUGAAGCUGGGCUCCAUGAGUGUGGCAGCAUCUUACAGAUGACUCCAGACUCUCUUGUCUAUAGCAUAAGCCUCUACUAUAGUCCUAAUCCUGGAAGUAACUCUCAAAUCAUCAGGACCAGCCCAGCUGAAGUUCCUAUUGAAUGUCACUAUCCAAGGAAAGACAACGUGAGCAGCAAGUCCAUCAGGCCAACGUGGAUUCCUUUCAGCUCUACCAUUUCUGCAGAAGCCAGGUUGGCCUUCUCAUUGCGUCUGAUGAACGAUGACUGGAGUGCGGAGAGAACCAUUAACAGGUAUCAGUUGGGAGAUGCCAUGCACAUCCAGGCUGAUGUCAAUACUGAGAACCACGUGGUUCUGAAGCUCUUCAUUGACAACUGUGUGGCCACGCUGAGCCCAGACAGAGACUCUUCUCCCAGAUAUGCUAUAAUUGACUUCAAUGGAUGCCUGGUUGAUGGGAGAUCAGGUGACUCCAGUUCAGCCUUUGUGUCCCCAAGACACAGACAAGAUUCUCUCCAGUUCACAGUUGAUGCCUUCCAGUUUGCAGGAGAUAAUGGAGGCUUGGUCUACAUUACUUGCCAUUUGAAAGUCACAGCAGCUGAUCAGCCUCUUGGUCCUCUGAACAAGGCUUGCUCUUUCAACAAAGCACGGAACAGCUGGACUCCCAUUGAAGGUGCUGCAGACAUCUGCAGCUGCUGUGAGAGGAGGAACUGUAUGCCACCUGGAGGCCGGUCUGGAAGGAUGGAUCCCUUGUGGAGAGAGACGAGAGGACGCUUCCAGAGAGAUGCUCCUGUUAUUGUGCAUGGUGACUCUUCGGUGGGAAGAGCAGAGGCUGACGUGGUGAUAGGACCGGUUGUCCUGGGUGUCCCAAAGAGUUUGAGGCAUCUUCCUGAAAACCAAAGAACCAUGGGGGCAAUGGAAGAAGGUACCCAUGAGAUGUCUCUGUUGACAAUGGCAGGACUGUCCAUAGCAACUGCCUUCCUAGCUUUGACAUUGGGGAUUCUGGGAUAUCUCGUUGCCUGCAAGAAAAAUAGCCACUCUAAUUCUACUCCAAUCUCAGAGCUUUCUGGAAAAGCUGUGUAAAAUAAAAUAAAAAUAAAAAUGGGUGAACUUGACUGUGACUUGCAGUCUUCUUCUGUAAUG
Molecule: messenger RNA, 3059 nt
Organism: Podarcis raffonei (Aeolian wall lizard)
Lineage: Eukaryota; Metazoa; Chordata; Lepidosauria; Squamata; Lacertidae
Product: zona pellucida sperm-binding protein 3-like
Exons: 9
Coding region: 1548-2999 (483 amino acids)
Biological process (GO): egg coat formation; positive regulation of acrosome reaction; binding of sperm to zona pellucida
Cellular component (GO): extracellular matrix
Molecular function (GO): acrosin binding
Source: RefSeq, a predicted model, not a curated record